CUUCCACCUUCUCAAAGACCUUCGAUACCGAAUAAGGAAAAACCUUCUAAAUCAACAUUUCAUAGAGAAUUUUGCACCCCAACAAUAAUAAAACAAAUUAUAAAAAGAAUAACAAUAGACAAAAACCGAUUUAAAAACAAUAUGGAUGUGAUAUAUCAAUUUCUUUUUAAAAUUGAAUUGAAGUUGCAAAUUUGUACAAACCAUACCGACCAUUGCUUUAAUUUACUCUUGAUAAAAUUUAAAAAAACAUAAAUACUAGUAUUAUACAAAUAUGUAACUUUCGUUGAUAAAAAUAAAAUAAAUUUAACAAUAAUAUUACGUGGGCAAAACAUACGUAUCCACAAAUUCGUGACCCUCAACGGGCGAAGAUAGGCUGCCGCCGUUCGAGCCCAUCGUUUACAUACCCCGUUUUUUUCUUUUCAAUUUCCAUUUAAUGCAGAUACAGAAGAAGACGGGGGUCGGAGAGCGGGAGAGAGCUCAGGGAGCCACAGGAAGGGGGGAAAUCAUGGCAAUUCUCGCUAUAAAUCAUGCCGGUAACACCCACUCUCCUCCUACGGCGGAUCCCUUUUAGUCUCCGGCGACGUUAAAUCGGAGGAGUAACCAAUUUAUAAUAUUAAUAUACACACGCAUCGAGGGCCAGAAUGGGGAUGUCGUGGGAAGACGUGGUAUUGAUUGAGGAAAGUAAGAAUUCCGGCCACCCAACCGUAGUGACGGUGAACUGCCCGGACAAGGCCGGACUCGGAUGCGACCUGUUAAGAAUUGUCCUCGAAUUCGGACUGUAUGUUACCCGUGGAGAUUUCUCUACCGAUGGAAAAUGGUGUUACGUAAUUUUGUGGGUUGUCCCACGCCCAAUCUCACUAAAAAUCGAUUGGGAGAGCUUGAAGAAACGUCUCGUAUCUUGUUGUCCAUCGUUUUUACCUGCAUUUUACAUCGAUCAGUUCUCCGGUAGCUCAAAAUCACCUCCACUCUACCUGUUGAAGGUUUUCUCGUUGGAUCGAAAAGGGUUAAUACACGAUGUCACAAAACUCCUAUGCGAGCUUGAACUAACAAUUCAACGAUUAAAAGUGAUGACAACACCAGAUGGAAAAGUUGUGGAUCUCUUUUUCAUCACAGACAGCGUGAACUUAUUGCACACAAAAUUUGGACGUGAAGAAACAUGUGAACACCUUAGUGUUGUGUUAGGAGAGUGUUGCAUUAGCUGUGAACUUGAAUUAGCGGGACCCGAAUAUGAAUGUCAACAAGGGCUUUCCUCUAUUCCUGAAACAAUUGCAGAAAAAUUAUUCAGCUUGCAUUCCUUGCUUCAAAUCCAAUGCCAUGAUCAAAAAGGCCUCAUCUAUGACAUUUUAAGAAUUUCCAAAGAUUGUGGUAUCCAGAUUGCAUAUGGAAGAGUCUCUCCUAGUGUUAAUGGAAACCGAAGUUUGGAUUUAUUUAUCCAAAAUGAAAAUGGGAAAAAGAUUGUUGAUCAUGAAAACCAAGUGGCUUUAUGUUCCCGUUUAAAGGAGGAGAUGUUACAUCCAUUAAGAGUCAUCAUCACCAACCGGGGCCCGGAUACACAGCUUUUGGUUGCUAAUCCCGUUGAGAUAUCCGGGAAGGGAAGACCUCGUGUUGUAUAUGAUGUCACUUUGGCAUUAAAAACACUCGAUAUAUGCAUCUUCUCAGCUGAGAUUGGAAGACAUUCGACAUUAGAUCGCGAGUGGGAAGUGUACAAAUUCCUGUUGGAUGAGAAUCAAGGAUUUUCUCUAACAAGCAAACAAGCCAAACAAAAUAUUGUUGAUAAAGGUUUCCGCUUUCCACCUGGCCCUUCAAUUUCAGUCGAAAUUUACGUAAGAAACGACAGAUCAAGUGUCCAAUAUGGAGCCGAGACAGAUGCAGAAGUCCUGGUUUAUCCAAGUGGUUCAGAAGCAGAGGCGAAUCUUCGUACCAUGAUACACCUAAGUUUUGUCUGA
Lactuca saligna is the source of this 1946-nucleotide messenger RNA. The record is from the annotation of a GenBank genome assembly. NCBI's taxonomy places the organism in Eukaryota, Viridiplantae, Streptophyta, Magnoliopsida, Asterales, Asteraceae.